Molecule: messenger RNA, 1179 nt
Organism: Acaulospora colombiana
Lineage: Eukaryota; Fungi; Glomeromycota; Glomeromycetes; Diversisporales; Acaulosporaceae
Source: the annotation of a GenBank genome assembly
AUGACUACCCUCUGCGUGCUCACAAUCACUUUCGUCAUCCUGGCUUGUGGCGGGGUCGGGCGACCCAUCGUGACUCAAGACAUUACUCAAACCACUGUUACUGCGACCCAAAUCACCGCUACCAACGCGCAAUCUACCCACUCUAUCAUCUUUGCGCAUGAUGUCGACUUUGCGGGACCUGGAGGCAAUGGCACGCCUGGCGUCCACGAUAGCUCUUUCGAUGACAGUUUUCUGGAAAUCCUUAUCCUUGACACAGCGGCCCACACCGAGGCUACAGCCUCCUCUCAAGGUGCCAAACAAACACUCGUUCCAUCAUCGACCAUCCUCGCCCCUGUCGUUCUUUCGGACACGUACGAGUCAAAAGUCACAUCCUCUAUCACCCAAGCGAUAAAUAACCGAUUCUCAUUCAUCGUAAACGCUGCUUUGUCGACCGAGAUGCCUGUCACUGCCGUUCCCGCCCAAGCUGCUCCUCAGAGACUUGAGCAGAUAGCCUCUAUGUCUCUCAGUGACGAGGUCCUCGACUAUCCAAAUGCACCUAAUGCUACUAUUGACCUCCUUCUCAAGGAGACAAUGCACACCCUCUAUGCCCCAUGGCACGCGCCGAGCAGUGCCUCCCCCGAGAGCAUCCUCUUCAAUAAGAACAUACAAGCCUUGAUUGUUGCACUGGCACACGCUCAUGCUGGUGCCGAAGCAGCCAUUUGGGACGAAAUGUACACCCAGGACGUUGGACUCGAGGGACAGAAGUCAGUUGAAGGAAUCUCUGACUAUAAGCGAUGGAAGGCACCAGCUGGAUUGGAGUGGCAACUGAAAGCCAUGAAGGAAAAUGACCGUGCUCGCGAGUCUCCAAAGUCCAAACGUGAAUCGUUCAAACGGCUCCAGAACCGCAUAUCUUCGGCUCCUGAGUACUACACACCCCGGAAAUCGGCAAGAGCCAAGUUGGCAUCAUUCGUCCAGGAGCAAGAGGAUGAUUUGUCCUCCUUCACGGACUACUAUUUCACAUCCGCUCCUAACGAAGCUAGCGACGAAGCGGAGCAAACUUCACGAAGAUCGUUGGAUAGUGCGAUGGAAAAUGAGACCGAGAAAGGCAACCCGUCCUUUGACCGUGGAGAUGUGGCCGGACAAAUCAUUACUGGUAAGGCUAUGGCCCUACUUGUUGUAUUCCACUAUACUCAUGACUAA